Molecule: messenger RNA, 2266 nt
Organism: Plectropomus leopardus (leopard coralgrouper)
Lineage: Eukaryota; Metazoa; Chordata; Actinopteri; Perciformes; Serranidae
Gene: zrsr2
Product: zinc finger (CCCH type), RNA-binding motif and serine/arginine rich 2
Biological process (GO): mRNA splicing, via spliceosome
Cellular component (GO): U2AF complex
Molecular function (GO): RNA binding; metal ion binding
Source: RefSeq, a predicted model, not a curated record
UUAUCCAAACGGAUUUGAAGUAAUAAUUAGGAUUAACGUUAGCUCAAUAUGCUAACUACCUAGCACCGUUAGCGUUAGCUAUCGUUAGCUGUUAUGGCAGCACAAACUCCACCGAUGUCUGCUCCUGUUGUAAGUCAAAAGCAACGCAGGGCUGCUCAGAGGAAAGAGAGACGAAAACGGAAACGCCAAGCUCUCGCCCAAGCCAGAGAAUGUUUAGAAAAUGGAGAAAGUUGUACACCCGAAGAAGAAAUAAAUGAUGAAGAUGAUGAGGAUAAUGCUACUGCCGAGGAAGAAAGACUGCGGCUACAUGAAGAGUGGUUAGAAAGAGAGAGGAUUGCCCAGGAGGAAUUCAGGCUGAAGGCCGAAAGGGAGGAAGCUGCAAGGAAAAGAAAAGAGGAGGAAGAGAGGAGGAUAAAGGAGGAAUGGGAGGCCCAACAGAGGAAAGAACAAGAACAAAAAGAGAAGAAGCAGCAGGACAAGCGAGACAGAGAGGAGGCCGUUCAGAAAAUGUUGGAUGAAGCUGAAAAUCAGCUGGAAAAUGGAGAACCAUGGAUGAAUCCUGAGGCUCCUGUGACGAAGAACUCGGAGAACUUUGGAACAGAGCGCGAUGUCGCUAACUGUCCGUUCUUCCUGAAGACUGGGUCAUGUCGAUUUGGAGACAGAUGUUCUCGAAAACACAAUUAUCCCACAUCCAGCCCGACUAUGGUGAUCCGUGGUAUGUUUACAACGUUUGGCAUGGAGCAGUCGCGCCGCGAUGAUUAUGAUAUUGAUGCCUGUUUGGAGCACAGCGAGGAGGAGCUGCAGGAGUCUUUCCUGGAGUUCUACCAUGACGUUCUGCCGGAGUUAAAGAGUGUCGGCAAGGUGUUGCAGUUCAAGGUCAGCUGCAAUUACGAACAACACCUGAGAGGAAAUGUUUAUGUUCAGUUUGACACAGAGGAGCAGUGUAGAGAGGCCAUCAUUAGGUUCAACGGGAGGUGGUACGCAGGCCGGCAGCUUCAUUGUGAGAUGUGCCCUGUUACACGGUGGAAGAAUGCUAUAUGUGGCUUGUUUGACAGACAGAAGUGCCCCAAAGGGAAGCACUGCAACUUCCUGCAUGUAUUUCGAAACCCUGGCAAUGAAUUCUGGGAGGCCGACAGGGAUCUGCACUUGUCACCGGACCGCAGGGGGAGUCGCAGAGACGGGUGGCAUUCAGAGCGAUAUGGAGACCGAUCGUGGAGACAACGUCAGAGCAGCAAAAGCCCGCCAAGAUCUGAGAGGUCCCAAAGCAGACGAGAGAGCGACAGGCGGAGAAGCAGGAGCAGAGAGAGGAGGGCCUCCCAUCAGCACAGAGAGGACAAAUGGUCAUCCAGGCACAGUGACAGGAGGAAAGACUGGUAUUUGAGCAGGAGCAGAGACAGGUCGAGGAGUAGAAGUAGAGACAGAGAGCAAAACAGGCCGAGAAACAGGAGUAGAGAUAAAGACAGGGAGCACAAGUACAGGAAUAGAAGUGAAGAGAGAGACAGCAGAGACACAGACACCCGCAGGAAAUCGAGAGAAGUGUCAAGAAGCCCAAGCAAAGAGAGAAACGAGAAAAGUAGAGAAAGGAGCCUGAAGAAAGCAGAUAAAAAGGAGACUAACACACGCCGCCGCCACAGACAAUCUAAAAAGAGUAAGAAGAAGAGCAAGAAGAAGCAUAAGAAGAAAAGCCAUUUGCCUGAAGACAUGAGCUCAUCUGGAGAGUCAGAGAAGGAGGAAGAGUCAGAGGACGAGACGGUGGAGAAUCCCACCGCAGCGAGUCUGAGUCAGGGGAUAAAUGAAACAGAGAUCAUUCAGCAAAACAAUGACUUGGAUGAAAGUUCAUGUGCUGACAAUAAGUUUAGUCCCGAGGUGAAAGAUGAACAGUCACACACAGAAAUACCAAGUGAGCCUGCUGGAAGUAAUGACAUGAGUCCCUCUUAAGCCACAUUUCCACCAAACACUUUCAGUAUCUUACCCUCACAACUGUACCUAACUCGUACAAACGUACCUAAAUCCUAGAUCUGAUUUCCGUACAUCUCCACCGCAGACAGUAAGCAGACUGAUGUAACAGCCGUGUAACUGCUCCAUUCAGCUCUCCCUGUGUUUACUCAUCACUGACAAUUCAGAAGAACAUCUGCUCCUCCCUGAAAUUCCACAGAACGGGGAUACGAAACAUCGUCAGCACUAAAGAAGAACAGGCUGGAGUGUUUAGAGCCAUGCAUAUGACAAUUAAGAGAGUCAAUAAAAACAAACAGGAAAGUCAAAGUUA